CAGACAGCAAAGCCAACACACAGUGUGGACCUGAAAGACGAUAAACAAAAAAAAAAAAACCAUGGCCGACACAGUCAUCCUCGGCAGCGGCGUCAUCGGCCUGUCGACGGCCUACUACCUGCUGCAGCACCAGCCGGGCAACACGAUCCAUCUCGUGGACUCGGCCAACGAGCUGUUCGCGUCGGCGUCGGGCUUCGCGGGCGGGUUCCUGGCCAAGGACUGGUUCCGGCCGGAGCUGGCGGCGCUGGCGGCGCUGAGCUUCGAGGAGCACAGGAGGCUGGCCGAGCAGGAGAACGGGAGGGACAACUGGGGCUACGCGAAGAGCGUGACGCUGAGCUACGACCCUGAUGGCUUGGUGAUGGGGGAAGACAAAAAGAGGGGGGAGGACUGGCUGCUGGAGGGGACGAGCAGGGCGGGCCUCGUGGACGUGCGGAGGGAGCUCGAGGAUGGCGAGGUGCCGGCGUGGUUGAGGAGGACGGAGGGGGAUUCGGUGAGGGUGAUUGAUGAUGGGAGCGGCACGGCGAUUGUGGACCCCCUGAGAUUCUGCAAGUUUCUCCUGGAAAAGGUCAAGGCGGCAGGCGUGCAGAUUCACAACCCCGCCGUGGCAACGCGCCUAGAGACGGAUGAAGCUGGAAAGCUGUCGGGCGUGAUGACGACGACGUGCCACUCCGUGUACACGACCAUGGACGGGCUCUCGCCCGAGGUGUACUCUCGGCCGGACGGCGUGAUUUACGUCGCGGGCGUGAACCAUGCCUCGAUCCCGCUGCCCAAGCCGCGCGUAAAGGCCGUCACGUUUGACGAGUCCGUGCAGAAGCUCAAGGAUAUUGCGCGGCGGCUGAUUGCCACGCCCGAGGGAGGGCAGCAGGAGGAGGAUCUGGAGAUUGUGCGCGAGGGACUGUGCUUUAGGCCGAUUACGAAGAGGGGCACGCCGUACAUUGCGAGGUUGCCCGAGGACAAGCUGGGAGAGGACUUUACUACUGCUCGCGGCGAUGGAGGAGGCGUCUUCAUUGCGGCGGGACAUGGGCCUUGGGGGAUCAGCUUGAGCUUGGGGACGGGCAAGGUCAUGGCGGAGAUGAUGUCUGGGAAGCCGCUGAGUGCGGAUAUUUCGAGCUUGGGCUUUUAA
Molecule: messenger RNA, 1123 nt
Organism: Trichoderma reesei QM6a
Lineage: Eukaryota; Fungi; Ascomycota; Sordariomycetes; Hypocreales; Hypocreaceae
Exons: 4
Coding region: 62-1123 (353 amino acids)
Biological process (GO): retrograde transport, endosome to Golgi
Cellular component (GO): late endosome; cytoplasm
Molecular function (GO): oxidoreductase activity
Source: RefSeq, a predicted model, not a curated record